Dinoponera quadriceps is the source of this 1957-nucleotide messenger RNA. Its product is annotated as U3 small nucleolar RNA-associated protein 6 homolog. NCBI's taxonomy places the organism in Eukaryota, Metazoa, Arthropoda, Insecta, Hymenoptera, Formicidae. Bases 128 to 1933 code for a protein of 601 amino acids. The record is from RefSeq and is a predicted model, not a curated record. Gene Ontology annotation, molecular function: snoRNA binding; protein binding. Gene Ontology annotation, cellular component: Pwp2p-containing subcomplex of 90S preribosome; small-subunit processome. The transcript is spliced from 10 exons. Gene Ontology annotation, biological process: maturation of SSU-rRNA from tricistronic rRNA transcript (SSU-rRNA, 5.8S rRNA, LSU-rRNA).
CCGUUUAGUUCGGUCACAUUUGGCUUCAAGAUAGGGGGCGCUGAAGUUCGUCGCCUAUUUUCCAAGAGGGCAGUUCGGCCUCGCUGAGCUGCUCAAAGUGUACACAGUUUACAGAAAAGUCUGGAAAAUGGUUGAAUUUGCGGAGAAACGUUACGAGGAUACGCUUCCUGAGCUGGAGCAAAUGGAAAGGAUCAAACUCUUUGAGAAAAAUGAGAUUCGGGCUAUUGCCAAGAAGCUGAAGGAGUUUGAGUGCAAAAUUCAGCGUCACACAAAGUGCAAGGAGGACUAUGUGGAAUACAUACAUUAUGAAAUGGAUCUUUUGAAAUUGAUCAAACAACGAAGAGAUAAAUACGGCAUUACCCAAAAAAAGUCAGACAUUGAUUUUGCUAUAGCGAAUAGAAUGAACAAUUUAUAUAAAGACGCGAUAUUCAAGUUUCAAGAUAUCAGAUUUUGGAUCGCCUACAUAAAGUUUUGCAAGCAUGUACAUUUUCACAGCAAUAUCAGUCACUUGAUCAGCAGAAUGUUGCAAGUGCACAGGGACGAGCCGAAAUGCUGGCAAGUAGCGGCGUGUUGGGAGUUGGACGAGAACAACAACAAGCAGAAUGCUCGGCAGUUCCUCCUCAGGGGUUUACACAUUCAUCCGGAUUCACAAUUGUUGUACAUUGAAGCUUUCAGACUCGAGUUGAACGAUCACGUAUCCGCGUCUAACAACGCUGAGAAUGCUGAGAACCAGGAGGACAAUUCAGCGUCGACGGUGGACGACAACGAGAUGCCGUUGCCGCUGAGGAGGGCGUACGUGAUAUAUCAGCAGGCUGUCGAACGCGUCAAUGACAUCAAAUUCAUAAUCAAGCUGCUCGCCAUUACCGAAGAAUAUGACAACACGGAGAAAUUGCAGAAGAAGAUUAUUAGCGAUAUGAUUCGGGAAUACGCCCACGAAGCUUUAAUGUGGGACAAGAUGGCGGAUCGCGAGUUGCAAGGCCUGGUCCAGCCUGGUCUCACCGACACGCCGAUGGAGCUGGACAAUUCCGAGCAAGCCUCACUCAGGGAUCGCAUCACCGCCUGUAACAAGGUCUAUCAAACGGCCGUGAAGAAAAUUAAGACCGAGGAGAUGUGGUCGCUCUACAUAAAACGCUUACUGGACAUCAAUAAGGAUCUACAGUCGUUGCCUAAUUUCAAGAGGAAACUGCUGAGGACCGCCUUGGCACAGGCUCAUCAGGCGAAGAAGCUGAAGGAAGAAUAUUAUUCGGACUGGAUCAAAAUGCUGAGCGCCGAGACAGGCGACGAGAACGCGCAGAAGAGGCUGAAUCAAGUUCUAUGCGGAGCGACUGAUGCGGUGCCGAACAGCGUGAAUCUUUGGCAAGAGCGAGUGAGGCAUCUGUUGCUCUCCGGGCAGGAGGAAGAAGCGGCCGCGAUAUAUCCGAAGGUGACGGAGAUAUUAGGGGAGAAAGCGUUGCCUCUGUGGAGAAUGCGGAUUCUGCAUGUGCAAACGAAAAACUCGGAGAAAACCGAAGAGGCAUUCCAAGCGGCUUUACAGGCGCAUCCCCUCAUCGCCAGAGAUAUCAAGUCCACUUAUAUCGAGUGGCUCGUCUUGACGAAAAGCAUCCGUGCGGCUCGCAAGGCGUACGACGGCCUGUGCAUGCAGCCGCCGUUCUCGCUGAGAUUUCACAGAAAGAUGGCGUCGCUCGAGGUCAUGCAGCCGGACGUCUCGGUGAGGCACGCGCGGCGACCUCACGAAUUGGCGACCCACCAGUUCGGCAGCACCGACACGUCCGUCUGGAUAGACCACAUCAAGUUCGAGACGAAGUACGGCGACGCGAAGAAAAUCGGCGAGAUACACGCGAGGGCGCUGAAGAACCUGGAACGCAGUCUGACGUACUCCUUCAUCACGGAUUACGCCCUGAUCACGUCCAAACCCGAUUCCAUGAACAGUUAAUUGGGAACCGUGUCGUAUAUGGCG